ACAGCAGGGGAGGCGUUAGAGGCGCGCGCGGGCGCCGUGAGGCGCGGGCGCCCGGCGUUGGCCAGCUGGACCUGACCCUAGGGCGGCUUGCGCAGCUGUCGGGACGUGACUACGUUCAGCCGCGUCGGGCGUGCUUCCCAGACUUGCCCAAGUUCGGGUGGCCUAGCUGCCCCUUUGCAGCCGCUGGCCUACCCCGCCCGCGCGUGAGAAGGUUGCGACGGGAGGUGGGUGGAGCUCGCCAGCGCCGGGACCGCGGAUUGGCUGCCUCGGCUUCUUCUUUUCCAUGUGAGCUCCGGCGUGAGGCGCUGAAGCUGCCGGCAGCCGGGAGGCCGCCCUCACCGUCGGCCGGGUUGCGCUUUGCUUUUGCGGUGAGGCGUUGACCACGCCCAUGUGAAUUGGAGCUCUCCGCCAGCAGGAAUUUCCGGAAGGAGUUUGAAUUUUUGUGAUUUUUUUGCUUGUUUGGUCGGUGGAAUAUGUUGGGAUUUAUGUUUGCCUCUGAACAAGUGUUUUGCUCACAUCGUAAAUGACUUUCUCUCCGAAACGCUAAAUAUUCUCUCCCGCAGGAGCUCAUAUCCUUAUUUUCCAUGAUAGAUCUUAACGACAGUAUAUGCAAAAGAUAUAUAAAGAUGAUAACUAAUAUAGUUAUAUUGAGCCUGAUCAUUUGCAUUUCGUUAGCUUUCUGGAUUAUGUCAAUGACUGCAAGCACCUAUUAUGGUAACUUACGGCCUAUUUCUCCUUGGCGUUGGCUGUUUUCUGUUGUUGUUCCUGUUCUGAUCGUCUCUAAUGGCCUUAAAAAGAAAAGCCUAGAUCACAGUGGGGCUCUAGGAGGGCUAGUGGUUGGAUUUAUCCUAACCAUUGCAAAUUUCAGCUUUUUUACCUCUUUGCUGAUGUUUUUCUUGUCUUCUUCGAAACUCACUAAAUGGAAGGGAGAAAUCAAGAAGCGUCUAGAUUCAGAAUAUAAGGAAGGUGGGCAAAGGAAUUGGGUUCAGGUGUUCUGUAAUGGAGCUGUACCCACAGAACUGGCCCUGCUAUACAUGAUAGAAAAUGGCCCCGGGGAAAUCCCAGUCGAUUUUUCCAAGCAGUACUCCGCUUCCUGGAUGUGUUUGUCUCUCUUGGCUGCACUGGCCUGCUCUGCUGGAGAUACAUGGGCUUCAGAAGUUGGCCCAGUUCUGAGUAAAAGUCCUCCAAGACUGAUAACAACCUGGGAGAAAGUUCCAGUUGGUACCAAUGGAGGAGUUACAGUGGUGGGCCUUGUCUCCAGUCUCCUUGGUGGUAGCUUUGUGGGCAUUGCAUACUUCCUCACACAGCUGAUUUUUGUGAAUGAUUUAGACAUUUCUGCCCCCCAGUGGCCAAUUAUUGCAUUUGGUGGUUUAGCUGGAUUACUAGGAUCAAUUGUGGACUCAUACUUAGGGGCUACAAUGCAGUAUACUGGGUUGGAUGAAAGCACUGGCAUGGUGGUCAACAGCCCAACAAAUGAGGCAAAGCACAUAGCAGGGAAACCCAUUCUUGAUAACAACGCAGUGAAUCUGUUUUCUUCUGUUCUUAUUGCCCUCUUGCUCCCAACUGCUGCUUGGGGUUUUUGGCCCAGGGGGUGAACUUUAUUUCAUUUCCACAGGUUGAAACUGGUGAGUCCAGCUAAAUUUGCAAUUCCAACUUUCAUCCUAAGAAUAAUAACUGUAAUGGCAAAGCAGAAAUGCCAGUUCCUCCUAUAUUCCAUUGUAAUGGGAUUUCACAUUUUCCUCUCAUCAACUCCCUUGUAACAGCUAGCAUCUUUCUAGUGAAAGAGAAGAAUUCCUAGAACUUAUGCAUUUUUUUUCCUGCUGAAUGGAAGUCUUGAGCAAUGAAGCUAUAUUGUCCCUACAUAUUACUAUAUAUUGAACUGAAAGUUCUUACAUAAUCAAUGUCACGUUUUGUCUUAUUUUGUUUUGUUUGUUUAAACCAAUGUGAGAAAUAAAAGUGAUGAUAUUUAAAAUAGUUCUCAGCUGAAGCAGAGAAAUGCCACUGUGCUAGUUGCCCAAAUGUUGUGUCUAUUUUAAAUAGUUUAAGCUGAUGUGUAUGGGAGCCUAACUAAGUGUAGUAUCCUGAACUUCUCCCAUUAAUUGCUAUUCACAAUUGGGAAAAGUGAGGAGAUUGCUUCCUAGUGAGUUUUGUGGCCUACUCCACAUUUGUUCUUCCUUCCUCAGGGUUAGUGAUGAAAAAAAGUAAAUAUCUUUUUCAUAUGUCCAUUAGAAUGUAUGAAAAAAAUCAUUUUAACUAAAAGCAAAAGAACUUUGUCUUAUAUCUAAAAAAUGUAUACCUUACUAUAUGUUUUCGUUGCUCUCUGAACAAAAAUCAUCUUCAAUUUAAUAUGUGGAAUGUGUUUUCUAGCUUUCUUUGAAUUAUGUAUGGCAACCUGGUUUAGCAUUGGCAUCCUGAACAGUUAAGAGUCACUGGGAAAUUAUUGUAUUUCUUUAUAAAUUUACUAUCCUGUCAA
Messenger RNA from Nomascus leucogenys (northern white-cheeked gibbon), 2473 nucleotides. RefSeq names its product fatty acid amide binding transmembrane protein (gene FAABTP). Lineage: Eukaryota; Metazoa; Chordata; Mammalia; Primates; Hylobatidae. Gene Ontology annotation, cellular component: membrane. The record is from RefSeq and is a predicted model, not a curated record.